Molecule: messenger RNA, 1071 nt
Organism: Neoarthrinium moseri
Lineage: Eukaryota; Fungi; Ascomycota; Sordariomycetes; Amphisphaeriales; Apiosporaceae
Exons: 1
Coding region: 1-1071 (356 amino acids)
Biological process (GO): 'de novo' IMP biosynthetic process
Molecular function (GO): formyltetrahydrofolate deformylase activity
Source: RefSeq, a predicted model, not a curated record
AUGAUCGCGGGGUUCAGCUGUCGCAUUGUCAGGCUGGCAAGAUUCAGCCCGCGCACUUGCACAGCAAAAGCAGCUGCUCAAAGUCCCUUGACCGCACAAGCGCCGCCGAUCACCGCUAGUCGCUUCGCCAACAACUUGCACCAACAGCAGGCCGCUCGGUAUUACAGCAAGCAAAGGAAGACGACGACAGCCAGUGUCCUCAACGACACCGGAAUCAAGAUGGCAGGCAACGACUAUUUCCUUACGCUGUCCUGCCCGGACAAGCCCGGCAUCGUCCAUGCCGUGACCGGCAUGCUCGCCAGCCAGAAGCUCAAUAUCCUGGACUUGCAGCAGUACUCGGACCGCACUUCUGAGAAGUUCUUUAUGAGAGUGCACUUCGGUCACGCCGAGUCGACAGCCAGCAUUGAUGCUCCUUUGAAGGAGCUGGCCGCGGAGCUCAAGACCGACUUCUAUGACGUGAGAUCCGUCAGCGAGAAGCCCAAGGUCCUGAUCAUGGUGUCCAAGAUUGGCCACUGCCUGAACGACUUGCUAUUCCGGGUGAAGAACAACCAGUUGGCCAUUGAGGUGCCGCUGAUCGUGUCCAACCACCCGGAGUACAAGUCGCUAGCCGAGGGCUACGGUAUCGAGUUCCACCACCUCCCGGUCACUAAGGACACCAAGUUGGAGCAGGAGCGCCAGAUCCUGGACCUGAUCAAGCAGCACAACAUUGAGCUCGUCGUUCUGGCCCGCUACAUGCAGGUCCUGAGCCCUGGCUUGUGCGAGGCCAUGAGUGGCAAGAUCAUCAACAUUCACCACAGCUUUCUGCCGUCCUUCAAGGGUGCUAAGCCAUACCACCAGGCUUACGACCGCGGUGUCAAGAUCAUCGGUGCCACGGCCCACUUCGUCACUGCGGACCUAGAUGAGGGCCCGAUCAUCGAGCAGAGGGUCGCGCGUGUCGACCACAGCAUGAGCCCUAAGGAGUUAGUCGAGGAGGGCAGCAACGUCGAGAGUCAGGUUUUGGCUGCCGCUGUCAAGUGGUGGAGUGAGAAGAAGGUCUUCCUAAACGGCCACAAGACGGUUGUUUUCAACUAA